AUGUCGUCCUUUUUUACUUUGCCUGCGUCGCAGAAGAAGCGGAAACGUACGGAAAAUGCUUCCUCAAAGCCGCAUCCUUCCUCAAAAUCCCGCAAAACGCGCGACGAAUCCAUCAGCGGCAGCGAAGAUGGCUCCGACGAUGAAGUCCCAUCCGGUGCAAGAGAAGACGCCUCUAUAACCGCUUCCGACACCGAAGACGAGGACUUUCCCGAUGAAGACCCUGCCGCAAAGCGUAUACGACUGGCAUCGCAGUACCUGGCCAACACGCAGAAAGCCAUCCUUGCUGAGGAGAACCAAGUCGGCUUCGAUGCGAAAGAUGUCGACCAAGAAAAUUUGCGGCGUCGAAUGGGCGACAGGCUGAAAGAAGAUACGGCAGAAACAAAAGGAAGACUCUACAGAUGGAUUGCAGACGACUUUGCUUGGGACAAGGCCAGCAAGGCGCAAUUUCGCCAUCAUCAAAAGGCCGUCACUGGUGUGGCUGUCAGCGGCGAGUGGGCAUACACAGCAGGUAAAGACGGGAUUGUGGUCAAGUGGCGACUUCCUUCCCCUCUCUCCGAAUCAGAUGUGAGGAAAUCACGGAAACCGCAGCGAGUCCUCAUCAGCAGACCCUUCGGCAAGGAUAAUGAUUCAAAGUAUGGCAAUCACCACUCUGGACCGAUCCGCUGCAUUGCAGCUUCGCAGGAUGGGAAGUUCGUUGCAACAGGUGGGCAGGACAAGAAGCUCAUCGUAUGKGAUACUGCUACUCUCAAGGUUCUUAAGGUGUUCCCACAACACAGAGAUGCCGUUGUAUCUCUUUCCUUCCGCAGAGGGACGAAUCAACUCUUCUCUGCAUCCCGAGACCGGACGGUCAAGAUCUGGAGUCUGGAUGAGCUGGCGUAUGUGGAAACGCUGUUUGGUCAUCAAGACGAAGUGGUGGAUGUUGGGUGUCUAGCGCAGGAGAUAUGCAUCACAGUAGGCGCACGAGACCGAACAGCACGAUUGUGGAAAGUUGUUGAAGAAACACAACUUGUAUUCAGAGGAGGCGGUGCGCCUAGAAGAGUCAAUCCCUACGACAAUCGGCCGGUCUCACACGAGGGCAGUCUAGACCGGGUGGCAUGCAUAGAUGACGAACUUUUUGUCACAGGAUCCGACAAUGGGAGUAUAGCGCUCUGGAACAUUCACAAGAAGAAAGCCGUGCACGUCUAUCCUUUGGCGCAUGGCGUAGACGAACCGCCGCCGCUGGAGGAUGUCUCGCCCGAGGAAGUUCCCGAGGAGAAGGAAAGGGGGAAACCGAUGGCUAGAUGGGUCACUGCUUUGCAGGCGAUCCCUUUCUCCGACAUCUUUGUUAGUGGAAGCUGGGAUGGAUAUGUGCGGAUAUGGAAGGUUAGCAAGGACAAGAGACGGAUCGAGCCUCUAGGACGAGUUGGUUGCAGUGAUUUGACAGAUGCUGUCAUCGGUGCUGAGGAUCUCACGAUGGAAGAUCUCAAAAGAGAGGCGGCAGCAGCAGAGGCUUCGACAAAUGGUGAUGGCGUGGCAGGAGAGGGUCACAUUCAUGGCACAAUCAACGAUCUCGCAAUUGUGGACGUUGGUGAACGUGCAAAGCAUGGUGUGGUGGUUCUUGCGGCUGUAGGAAAAGAUCAUCGACUGGGACGGUGGAAGGAGGACAAGCAAGCGAAGAACUCUGCGGUGCUGUUUGAGGUACCGAGAGUGGCACUUGAAAGUGAGGAGGUCGAGGCACCUGUUGAGGAGGAGGACGUGGAAGAUGGGGAAUUUGCUGGGUUUGAUUGA
Ramularia collo-cygni is the source of this 1767-nucleotide messenger RNA. RefSeq names its product related to a component of the yeast U3 snoRNP Rrp9p. Gene Ontology annotation, cellular component: small-subunit processome. The record is from RefSeq and is a predicted model, not a curated record. The coding region runs from base 1 to 1767 and encodes 588 amino acids. Gene Ontology annotation, molecular function: snoRNA binding; protein binding. The transcript has a single exon. Lineage: Eukaryota; Fungi; Ascomycota; Dothideomycetes; Mycosphaerellales; Mycosphaerellaceae.